Molecule: messenger RNA, 1481 nt
Organism: Poecile atricapillus (Black-capped chickadee)
Lineage: Eukaryota; Metazoa; Chordata; Aves; Passeriformes; Paridae
Product: coronin-2B-like
Exons: 1
Coding region: 240-995 (251 amino acids)
Biological process (GO): actin filament organization
Molecular function (GO): actin filament binding
Source: RefSeq, a predicted model, not a curated record
CCUCCUGCUCCACAUCCUCCUCCUCCUCAUCCUCCUCCUCCUCAUCCUCCUCAUCCUCCUCAUCAUCCUCAUCUUCAUCUUCAUCCUCCUCCUCCUCCCCCCGGUUCCCGCCGCCGCCGCCGCCUCCUCCCCGCCGCACGACCGUGACCAAGGCUCCCGGAGCAGCCGCGGUUCGCUGAGCUCCGGCUCCAUCCCGCGGGAUCCGGAGGCUCCGGAGCAGCCGAGCGGGGCAGAGCUCCAUGCGGGAUCUGCACAAGGCCGAGGUGCUCGGGAGCAAACGCGGCCUGAUGUCAUGGCGGCCGCAGUACCGCAGCUCCAAGUUCCGGAAUGUUUAUGGGAAGGUGGCGAGCCGGGAGCUCUGCUUCGACGGAAUUCCCAUCACCAAGAACAUCCACGACAAUCAUUUCUGCGCCGUCAACGCCCGAUUCCUCGCCAUCGUCACCGAGAGCGCCGGCGGCGGCUCCUUCCUGGUCAUCCCGCUGGAGCAGACCGGCCGGAUCGAGCCCAAUUAUCCCAAAGUUUGCGGCCACCAGGGAAACGUCCUGGACAUCAAAUGGAAUCCCUUCAUUGACAACGUCAUCGCCUCCUGCUCCGAGGACACCUCGGUGCGGAUCUGGGAGAUUCCGGAGGGGGGAUUGAAGCGGAACAUGACGGAGGUGGCGCUGGAGCUGUUCGGGCACAGUCGGCGUGUGGGGCUCGUGGAGUGGCACCUGACCACCAACAACAUCCUGCUCAGUGCCGGAUACGACUACAAGGUGCUGAUCUGGAACCUGGAGCUGGGCGAGCCGGUGAAGAUGCUGGAUUGCCACUCGGACGUGAUCUCGUGCAUGUCCUUCAACAGCGACGGGAGCCUCCUGGCCACCGCCUGCAAGGACCGGUGGCUGCGCGUCCUGGAGCCGCGCUCCGGGAAGGUCCUGCAGGAGGCGACCUGCAAAAAUCACCGCGUCAACCGCAUGGUUUUCCUGGGAAACACGUCUGCUGAAAUUAGAAGAUAAGAUAGAGGAGAAUCACAAAAAACUUAGAGAUGAGAUUAAAGAGGACCUUCUCCAAAUCUCAGCAGUACAGAUCAGAGGUCCUGGCACUCAACGCAGGCGUUCCCCAGAUCGGGAGAGAAGGUAUACCCCACGAGCUGAGCUGCGGUUCUACCUGCGUGAUUGCGGAGAAAACAUGAGGAGAUGGGAUGGGAAAUCUACUGCAGCUCUGGCACAACGGGUGCGUGAAUUGAAGGAGGAGAAGAGUCACAAAGGAAGUUCCACAAAAAGGGAAGCAGCUCCAGUUGCCCGUAGCCAAACUGCCAGGUAUGAUGAUGAUGACAUGUCCGAUCCCCUUGAAGGAACAUCCAAGACAUAUACCAAAAGAAAGAAAGAUAACCAGGCUUAGAGGGGCCCUGCCUCUAGCCAGGUAGAGGCUAGGGAAAAUCGUGUUUUUUGGACUGUGUGGAUUCGUUGGCCUGGCACAUCAGAGCCACAACGAUAUGAGGC